Molecule: messenger RNA, 2243 nt
Organism: Hydractinia symbiolongicarpus
Lineage: Eukaryota; Metazoa; Cnidaria; Hydrozoa; Anthoathecata; Hydractiniidae
Product: neural cell adhesion molecule 1-like
Exons: 9
Coding region: 68-2080 (670 amino acids)
Molecular function (GO): protein binding
Source: RefSeq, a predicted model, not a curated record
UAGAAGAAUUUGCCUAAAAUUUAACGUUGUUGUUAACUGGCUGAAAAUUAAAAAAAUCUAAAGGAUUAUGAAACUACAUACAUCAAUGUCAGUUUACAAACCAGCUAUCACAUUGAUUCUCUCUUUCUUUUUUUUUAGAAGGGAGACAAAGGAUAUGAUUUGGAUUAUAUUGAUGCUGGUGAAUCCUGCGCAAGGAGAAAUUCCAAAUCCUUUACUUGAAAUUAUAAAAGGCAACGCAACACUGAAUGCAGGAUCACAACUACAACUUAAAUGUAACAUUCAAGCAGAUGUUUCUAAUAUCACAUUUAAAUGGUUUAAAGAUAACAAUCAAAUUUCUGAUGAAACAUCUCAAAUGUUAACUAUCGGUAGUAUUACAAAAGAUCAAGCUGGUGCAUAUCAUUGUUCAGCGAAAGAUGGAUCUGAUGUUGAAAAAUUAUCAUCAACGAAACUUACUAUAACUGUCAAUUACUUGGAAAAUGCAGUAUUGACUGUUUCACCAACAUCGUCAACUAUUAAUGAAGGUGACAGUGUCACUUUUACUUGUGGUGUGGAUACAAACGUGAAUCCAGUUUCUUAUUCAUUCCAAAAAGAUGGUAUUGUUCAAACAACAGAUGGUAAAAAUGUCACCAUUAUUUUAAAAGUGAUGAAAUCAAAUUCUGGAUCAUACACGUGCACUGUAUCAGCAUCAACAAGACCUCCUCUUUCAGUCACGAGUAAUGCUGUAUCACUAACAGUGAAUGAAUUGUUUCAAGCUCCCACUUUACAAACAUCUUCAAUUUCUUUGAAUUCUGGCGAAUCACUUAUAUUAACAUGCCGUGUUAAUACGUCAUCCUCACCUGCAGGUAUUGAAUACAAAUUUUGGAAAGGUACUGCAAACAUCACAUCAUUUCAAUUAUCCUUUACACUUGCCAGAACUGUUCAGUCCGCAGACAGUGGUAAAUACACAUGUGAAGCGCGAUUGAAUAAUGUGGAGAAAAAUUCAUCAGAAGUUAGUAUUUUAGUUAAAUUAAGCGUUUCUGUCACAAUUACACCAACAGUUGAAGGACAAAACAUGACUAUCAAAUGUAAUGUGAAGGAUGAAGCAGCUAUGUCAUUUACAUGGAAAAAAAAUGAUGUUACAAUGGAUGGGAAUACCAAAGAUACAAUUGUGGUACCGAAUGUGAAUCGUUCUUUGGUUGGGAGUAAAUAUAGUUGUAUUGCUAUAUCACAAAAUUCCAUACAAAGUAAUGAAGCUUCUGCGACUGUGUCAUCUAGUGAUAUACACUAUGAAUCCUCUGCGGUUACCAUUAUGCCUACUGAUAUAAAUGAAGGUAAAGUUGGUGAAUCAGUAACAAUGACAUGCAACACAAGUGACUAUGGAAAUCCUCCAGCAGUUUUAACUUGGUACAAAAGUGGUAGUAGCACUGCACUUUCCACUGGUAAUGCAGGUGAAGCUGUGUUACUUACUUUUAAUCCUAUAACAAGAGACAGUACUGGUAAUUACACAUGUAACGCUAAAAACAAUGCUGGUGAAAAUCAGAAGAUGUUUCGUUUUGUAGCUAUUGAUAAACCAGAUUCUCCAACUUUGGAAGUUUCUUCAAAAACACCAACGUCAAUUACAGUUUUGAUAACACCACCAGCAUACACAGGAAAUAAACCAAUCACAUACUACACGUUAGAAUACCAAAGAGAUGGAAAGAAUAUCUCCAAAAAUAUAACAGAUCUGACAAACCUGAUGUACACUAUAAUAGAGUUGAAACCAGAAGUAGAUUAUCAACUAAGAGUACAAGCUGUAAAUUUUAUUGGAGCAGGACAGUUUACUGAAUUUAUUAUUGUAACAACAGGAGAUGCUGUUAAAGCCUCUGGACUUAUCAUCAAACCUACCGAUAAAAAUGAAGGUAAGGUUGGUGAAGCAUUUAAUAUGACAUGUUAUGCAAGUAAUUAUGGAAUUCCUACAGCAGUUUUAGCAUGGUACAGAAGUGGCAAUAGCACUGCACUGUCUACUGGCAAUGCAGGUGAAGCAGUGUCAUAUACAAUCAUUCCUGUAACAAGAGACAGUACUGGCGAUUACAUAUGUAAAGCAAAUAACACUGCUGGUUAAAUUGAGAAGAUGUUUCGUUUCACAGCCAUAGAUCAAGCAUUUGGAUUAUUUUUCACACCUUCUAAUAAACAUGAAGGUAAAGUAGGUGAAACAAUUGUAUUGGAUUGCUACACAAGUGAUUAUGGAAUUCCUUCAGCAAUUCUAACAUUGCAUAAAAAUGACG